Podospora anserina S mat+ is the source of this 2394-nucleotide messenger RNA. RefSeq lists its product as uncharacterized. Lineage: Eukaryota; Fungi; Ascomycota; Sordariomycetes; Sordariales; Podosporaceae. The coding region runs from base 1 to 2394 and encodes 797 amino acids. The transcript has a single exon. The record is from RefSeq and is a predicted model, not a curated record.
AUGAAGAAGCUAUUCCGAAAGCUCAAAGACAAAAAACCCACUGGCAAUGACCAGGGUCUCUCGGAGACAACCUCUCUCCGGGAAGCUCUCCCCUCCAUUGCUCAAGACAUCACACCGCCUGCUCCCAUCCAAACUCCGGUUGCUCAACCAUCACCCCCUACAACUACAGCACCACCCAUAGAAGUCCUCCCAUCAAGCAACAUCUGUCAAAUCUGCUUCCACCUCGACGCAACACACGCCCCUAGAGAUGGCAACCUCAACACCAAAGACCCUUCCUGGGCCGAACUUGAGUACAAUCUCCCACCGGACACACAUGCCGCCAAACUUGUCCCCAAAUCAGAGGAUCUCAUCAAUUCGGCAAACGGCGGCUGCAUGCACUGUUUCAUCGUGCGCACAGCGUUGAAUGCCAUCCAUCCAGGCUGGGAGAAUGAAAAGACCAUCCUCCACGUUUUCCUGGCGCCUGGUGUGCCCGUGGUGGUGCGACUAGAGUUCGGAAGCUUGAUCACGACGCAUAUGAGCCGGGAGGAAGCGUUGCAGACUUAUGGCUUUGAUGUCCCGGUCAAGUUCACGGUCAUUGUUCGUGAUCCUGAGAAGCCCAGUGUUGAUGUCGAGAUUUAUCGACCACUGUCGCCAAGCCCCUCUGGAGGCUCUGGCACCCCUGGACCAGGUAAAUACCCCUCUUCCCCGUAUUGUCAGAAGCUUUAUCUGUUCUGUUUGCCGAUUCGUCGUGUGUUAGGCUUCGACUUGUCAUCCCUUGUACGGCACGUCGGCUUCGGCGAGGAGAUCCCACAGUGUGCCGGUAAUGAGGACUCGUUAAAUUUCAUCAACCAACGAGUGAACGAGUGCAUCACAUCCCAUAGCUGUGAAGGCAACAACAAGCUGCUUCCACAGUUGCCUAGCCGGGUGAUCUGGGUUCAGGCGCACACGCCGAGCCGUAUUCAGCUUGUUGAGCCCACUGGAAUCCGCGCCAAGUACAUAGCUCUCAGUUACUGCUGGGGUUCCGUCUCGCCAGAUACCUAUCUCACUGAUGCACGCAACCUGGAGUCAAGGAAAGCGGGGAUCAACUACGAUGAGCUUCCGCCGCUUCUGCAAGACGUUGUAACGUGUGUCCGCGCCCUCGGGAUCGAGUAUCUGUGGGUUGACCGGCUGUGUAUCGUCCAAGGCGAUGGUGGUGACUUUUCCACGCAGGCACCCAAGAUGGGUGACAUUUACGGGGAUGCCACACUCACCAUCGCAGCCGCCUCUGGGGAGUCUGAAAAUGAUCGCAUUCUUCUUGAAAGAGACACCAAGGCCGGCCCGUUCUCGCUUGACCUAAAGCUCAAGGGCAUGGGUACGCUAACGCUGAAGGUCCGUCAACGAACGCACAAGAUUGAAACCGAAUAUGUGGGAGGAGACUAUGGUCGGGUUUCAACACGGGCCUGGAUCUGGCAGGAACGUCUUCUCUCGUCUCGCACCGUGUUCUUCACCCCCCGUGCUCUCAAGUUUGAAUGCCAUCACCACUCGGUUUGGCAAGGUUAUGCCCCUGGCGUUGUUGGAAACUCGUGGUCAACACACGUCGAGUUGGCCUCCAGCUCACACAACGCAUGGCUACGGUUGCUCAUCGAGUUUAUGAAGCGCAACAUUACCAACGCAUCGGACCGGCUGCCCGCCAUCGAGUCCGUCAUGAAGCGAAUCGCAGUCAACACCGGUUGGAGCCCUUUUUGGGGCGUCUUCGAGGAGAAGCUUGUCGAAAGCCUUGGCUGGAGCGCCAUAGACCUGAAAACAUCUUCGGGGCAGGCUAGCUGCCGUAUGAAUCCUGGACACUAUGCUCCGACGUGGAGUUGGGCGAGCGUUGAUGGUGAGAUUACGUAUAUCCAUGUGUUGACCGACCAGCACUACGCGCCCUUGCACCAGGUUGAUCCCCUCAUGUACGAACUGCAAUGUCGAGAUCUUGAUCGUGCCACUGGCGCUAUUACAAUGAUCGGAAGCUAUCUCAUUGGCGGCAUUCGAUGUACCAUCGAGCCGAACGCAUCGUACAGCGAAGAGAGUGAGAUGACCCGUGAGGUGGGCAAGUACCGCUACACCCACAACGUCCGGGUAUCUGGACAGCAUCCGGACUUCCUCUUCAAUCCUGAUGUCCCAUUGAUGUCGGUGGAGGGUGACCCAAAUCAGCCAUACUCGGGCUCGGCGGUAAGAGCGCCGUACGGGGUCAACAAUGCAACAGAGGAAUGGACCGGAAAUUGUUUGGUCUUGUUGGUUGCGAGACGAAACAAAAGGUCACUGGCUCUUCUGCUGGGAGCUUCGCUGAGAGAUAUCGAUGGAGCGGCGUGGGAACGUAUUGGACUAUCCACCUCGAUUGAUGUGUCUGUCUGGGACGAGGAACAUGUCAAGACGGGGCCAGUUAGGGUUGUAUGA